AUGGCUGGCACAAAGAAGAAGUAUGCCCUCAUUGGGACGGGCGGUCGCGCCAUCUUCUUCUACAGCGCUAUCGCCAAAGAUUAUAGCGCAACAUCCUGUAUUGUAGCUAUAGCCGACACAAAUCAAACCCGGAUGAACUUUGCCAACACCAAGCUCGAAACUAUGGGUCACGAGAAAGUUCCGACGUAUCCCGCCUCCGACUUCGACAAGAUGAUCGCUGAGACCAAGCCGGACGAGGUCAUCAUCACGACCAUCGACCGCACGCACAACCAGUACAUCGUCCGAGCGCUGGAGCUGGGCUGCAACGUGAUCACGGAGAAACCGAUGACCAUCGAUGCGCCGCGGUGCGUGUCCAUCUUCGACGCCGUGCAGCGGACGGGCAACCAGGUGCGCGUGACCUUCAACUACCGGUACGCGCCGCACAACACCAAGGUCUUCGAGCUGCUGCGCAGCGGCGCCAUCGGGACCGUUACCAGUGUGCACUUCGAGUGGCUGCUCAACACGUCGCACGGCGCCGACUACUUCCGCCGCUGGCACCGCGACAAGCGCAACAGCGGCGGCUUGCUCGUCCAUAAGAGCACUCACCACUUCGACCUCGUCAACUUCUGGCUGCAGACCCGCCCGGCCACCGUCUACGCCCAGGGCGACCUCAAGUUCUACGGCCGGGAGAAUGCCGAGGGCCGCGGUGUCACCGAGUUCUACACCCGCGCCCGAGGGAGCAACGUCGCGAAGCAGGACCCCUUUGCUCUGCACCUGGACGAGAAUGAGCAGUUGAAGGCGAUGUAUGCCGAUGCUGAGCAUGAGGAUGCAUACUACAGGGACCAGAGUGUGUUCGGUGAUGGUAUCAGUAUCGAGGAUACCAUGAACCUGCUUAUUCGCUAUAAAAACGGGGCCGUCAUGACAUAUUCGCUGACGGCCUAUGCGCCCUGGGAAGGGUUCCGCGUCAAUUUCAACGGGACGGGCGGACGGCUCGAGUUGGAGGUGGUGGAGAACAGCUACGUGAACUCGGGCGGCGACCAGGCCAAGGAGGGUUCCAUUGAGAAGACCUCGUUGGUGCUUCGGCCCUUGUUCGAGAAGCCACAGGAAAUCGAGAUUCCCGCCGGCGUCGGUGCUCAUGGAGGCGGCGACACCGUCCUGCUGAAUGACCUGUUUGGCGAGCCUGUGACAGACGAGUAUAUGCGCGCGGCGAGUCAUGUAGAUGGUGCGCUUUCCAUUCUUACUGGUAUCGCUGGCAACAAGUCUAUGGCAACUGGACAAGUGGUAAAUGUUGAUGAUAUCUUGAACAUCCCAUGA
Messenger RNA from Neoarthrinium moseri, 1293 nucleotides. RefSeq lists its product as uncharacterized. NCBI's taxonomy places the organism in Eukaryota, Fungi, Ascomycota, Sordariomycetes, Amphisphaeriales, Apiosporaceae. Gene Ontology annotation, molecular function: nucleotide binding. The coding region runs from base 1 to 1293 and encodes 430 amino acids. The record is from RefSeq and is a predicted model, not a curated record. The transcript has a single exon.